Molecule: messenger RNA, 2735 nt
Organism: Etheostoma cragini (Arkansas darter)
Lineage: Eukaryota; Metazoa; Chordata; Actinopteri; Perciformes; Percidae
Product: ephrin-A5b-like
Exons: 5
Coding region: 827-1519 (230 amino acids)
Biological process (GO): axon guidance; regulation of cell-cell adhesion; regulation of actin cytoskeleton organization
Cellular component (GO): plasma membrane; external side of plasma membrane
Molecular function (GO): ephrin receptor binding
Source: RefSeq, a predicted model, not a curated record
CUAGGGGGUUUGUCCGGGAGAGCAUGGCCGCAGGAGUCGGAGCGCUGCACACUUUGGGUCCGCUUCCUCCACAGUGAUAACACCGCUCUCUCGUGCGCUCUCGGUGAUGCUGCGGAACAUUUAUCCGGAGCUUGUGUGCGUGUGAGUGUGUGAGUGUGUGUGUGUGUUUACAGGAAAGGGUUUGAUUUACUGCGUGCGCUGUUGCUUGGCAGGGCAGAAGCGCUCGUGCUGCUAAGGGUUCAGCCGGAGCCGGAGCUGCUGCUUGGAGUCUUCUUUCUCCUUCUUAGUUCCCAGCGAUCAGGAGAGGACAGACCCUGGAAGCUGGAGAGCGCGACGGCACAAGGACUGCGUCCCUGCUCUCUUUAUCUGUGCAUUGUGGGAUAUUAUUUCUCUGGUUUUAAUUAGACAGCCUGUUUUUUUCCGCUGCGGGAAAUCCAAGGCGAGUUGGAGAAAGUGCUCGCUGCGCCGCGCGGAGUUGAGCCGGAGGAAGAUUGUUCAGGCAGACAUAUUGUGGAUUUCCAGCGACUAAAUCCACUACUUGAAGUAUCCUAGAAGUCUUUUUGUUAUUUGCUAUAAAGACGCUGACCUGACUGAGAAACCGCAGACUGGUCCAGAAACGGAAGAGAGAUAUUUAGGCUUGUAUGUCUUAGUUCUUAAACACCCAGGAGGGAGCUUCUACAUCUAUGCGGGAAUAAACCGUGUCAAGUGGACAUUACAUCUAACACCUCCAGCUGAAUCGUUAAAAAAAAGCCCAACCAGAGGAGAGCCAGAGAGACAGAGAAGGGGCUGGAAUCAACCUUGGCUUCCCCGGAGUUCCAGAGCCAAAAUGCCGCAGGUGGAAAUGAUCCUCCUCUUGCUCACACUCAUCUUUGCGAUGUGUGUGUACGGCCAGGACCCGGCUUCCAAGGUGGUGACGGACCGCUACGCCGUGUACUGGAACCGCACCAACCCCAAGUUUUACCGCGGUGAUUACCACAUCGACGUCUGCAUCAACGACUACCUUGACGUCUACUGUCCGCACUACGUCGGCCCGGUGUCCGACGAGCGGGCCGAGCGCUACGUCCUCUACAUGGUGAACUACGACGGCUACAGCUCCUGCGACCACACCGCCAAGGGCUUCAAACGCUGGGAGUGCAACCGGCCUCUGUCGCCCAACGGGCCGCUGAAGUUCUCCGAGAAGUUCCAGCUCUUCACGCCCUUCUCCUUAGGCUUUGAGUUUCGCCCUGGCAGAGAGUAUUAUUACAUCUCCUCCAUCACUGACGACAAGGGAAGACGAAGCUGCCUUCGACUCAAGGUCUUCGUCAGGCCUCAGAACAAUUGUGUGAAAGCCCCCGGGACCGUGCAGGAAGGGGUCGAUUUCGAAGACAACAAUCACAACUCUCUAGAACCCCGAGACGGCAUCGGUCACGAGUCGCCAGAGCCGGCGAGAAGAGACGUGAACUCCGUUGGUCGGCGCCAGACUUCCGUCCUGCUGCUCAGCUCCGCCCUCAUACUCCUGGCUGCCAUUUUGUCCUUAUAGCGCCGAGUCUGAGGACUCCCCCAGGAAUGGACUGUCCUGAUUGGACCACAGGUCACCCUACCCUGCAACCCCUCCCCUCAAGGAGCACUUUUAAAAAAAAAAAAAAAAAUUGAAGAAAAAAAAAAGAAGAAGAAGAAAAACACUGACAUCUCUCUAGGUGAAACGAGAGAAGAAGGGACUUCGACGCUGAAGCCUUUUGUUGUUUUUUGACUUGCCAACACUGAGUGGUUCUUGACUUUCUGGUGGGUGCUGAUGGACAAGGCACCCCGAGGUGAAGGAGGCCUAGUCUCUUAAUUUGCCGCCUCGCUGCCGUCCACAGUAUGCAGAUUUUCUUUGUGUUAAAAACAAGCACACAUCCUGCUUACAGACAUAUAUAUACACACACACACACACACAGAACAGAAAUGACACAAUCAGGACACUCUUUAGCGUGAAGGGUAAAGAAGCACAGCAGGAUCCCGCAACCGUUUACAGACUUUUACCAUUGUAUUUGUGUUCAGGAACACGUCACCUAACCCCUCGACAUAUAACAUGAUUAAAUCUCACAUCAAAGUGGAAGAGGUUUCGAAGAAGAUCCGGGAGCGAAGCAUCUGGCACAGGCCAACGGAAAGGAAAAGGAUGUUGUUGCUAGGAGACUGGUGCCAAAGGCGUGGGGGGUACGGGGUGGGCCUUUGAUAACUUAACCUUCCUCUCAGGUUGAAAAGGUGCCGGAUGGCAGACUGCGGAGGACCCCUGUUGAGAGUGGAAACUCAUCUUUUAGUGUUCAGAUAGAGCCGAUUUAUGAUUGGCUAAUGUGUUUUUUUUAACAAUCACCUAAUUCAAUUGUAGCAGCCAUCACGGGUGUAUAGUAAAAUAUUCGAACGGAGCGUAGAAGCGGAUAUGGUAUUUUGCCAAGCAAAAUGUAUUUUCCUAUUUAUUGUGAAGUCCUCGUGCUUUCUUUCUGUUCUGGUUUUAGUCUGCAAGUACAAACACUAGUAAAGGCAAUAAAAACUACACUUACCCCUUAAGUUAGUUUGCAUAUUACACCGUUUUUUGAUACAAUCAUACAAAAAACAUUGAGUACAGUUUAUCAAUCUGUUUGCCGAUGAUGGUCUUUUAAUUGUUUUUAACAAAGUCGAGGAAGACGAAGAAAAAAAAAAGUCUGAUGUGCUAUCAGGGUGUAGAAAUCGUAGAAUGUUUGUGUUUGGAUUUUGUCAUUAAAAAUGUCACAAAUGUA